AGGCGGGUCUGUGUGCCUGCAGUCUGGACACUGGUGCCGGGGAGGGAUCACUGUGGGUCUGGGUUGAGUUAGGGGCGGGAUAGUGAAGAGACUUAUGUCGCUUUCCGUGCAGGGUAUGAACGCUGCUUCUCCCGAACUCUCCCGGCAUCUGGCUUACCAAGCAAAUUUUGGAAUGAAAUCCCCUCAGAGUCCCACUAGUGACUACACUCAAGAUGGAAUAAAAAAUGAAAAUGUCCGCAACUUACCUCUUGCUGGUCAUGUGGGGUUUGACAGUUUACCGGACCAGCUAGUCAAUAAAUCCGUUCAUCAGGGGUUUUGCUUCAAUAUCUUGUGCAUUGGAGAGACUGGAAUUGGAAAAUCAACAUUGAUUAAUACACUGUUUAAUACUAAUUUUGAAGAACAUGAAUCCACUCAUUUUGAGCCCUCUGUAAAGUUGAAAUCACAGAUUUACGACCUCAGUGAAGGCAAUGUACACUUGAAACUGACUAUUGUGAAUACAGUAGGUUUUGGAGACCAGAUAAACAAAGAGGACAGCUACAUGCCCAUCGUGGACUACAUUGACACACAGUUUGAAGCCUAUUUACAAGAAGAGUUAAAGAUAAAACGUUUAUUGUACAAAUACCAUGACAGCCGCAUUCAUGCAUGCCUUUACUUCAUUGCUCCCACUGGACAUGCCCUCAAAUCUCUUGAUCUGAUAACUAUGAAAAAGUUGGAUAGCAAGGUUAACAUCAUUCCUGUCAUUGCAAAAGCAGAUGUGAUCUCAAAGUCUGAAUUGCAUAGGUUCAAAACAAAACUUAUAAGUGAACUGGUCAGUAAUGGUGUGCAAAUCUACCAGUUCCCAACCGAUGAUGAAAGCAUCAGUAAGCUUAAUGCCUCAAUGAAUGCACAGCUCCCUUUUGCAGUUGUCGGAAGUAUGGAGGAAGUCAAGAUUGGUAACAAGAUGGUUAAGGCUCGUCAGUAUCCAUGGGGCAUCGUACAAGUGGAAAAUGAGAACCACUGUGACUUUGUAAAGUUACGUGAAAUGCUGAUUGGUACUAAUAUGGAGGACCUAAGGGAACAGACACACACCAGGCAUUAUGAACUGUAUCGGCGCUGCAAGUUGGAGGAAAUGGGAUUUCAAGACAUGGGUCCUGGAGAUAAGCCUGUAAGUUUGCAGGAAACCUAUGAAGCAAAGCGGCAAGAGUUCUUUGAGGAGCUGCAGAGGAAGGAGGAAGAGAUGAGACAGACCUUUGUGCAGAGAGUAAGGGAGAAAGAGACAGUGCUGAAAGAAGCAGAGCGAGAGCUUCAGAAUAGAUUUGAGCAACUGAAGAGGCUUCAUCAGGAUGAAAGAGUUAGCCUGGAUGAGAAAAGGAAAGACCUGCUGGAGGAGGUUAAUGCAUUCACUAAGCGGAAGGCUGCUGCAGAGCUACUACAAGGUCAGGCUUUUGGAAGUGUCGCCAACUCCAGCUUGAAAAAGGAUCGCAAAACUUUCAUGUGAUUGGACGACUCUGCAGUGAUACUACAUCAAUGGGCAUGUGGGUUUUUUUUAACUUUUAUAAAAGCUGAAAUGUGUUUCUGAUGCCCACUACCACAAAGAACAGGAAGCAAUGAAACUCUGCCAAGGACAAAAAGACUUACUGCCAUUGCGUCCAUGAUUACUGGUAACCUUGCCAUCUGAGCACCUGCUGUUAGGACUUUAUACUCGUUUCCAGGGCUCCCAGGACCAUGGGAAAAACAAGGGAAGAGGUUUGCAGUGUUGUCAAAGUAUUUUAAGGGAUUCUUUAUUCUUAAUAAAAAUGAAUCUUUUCUGUAACAUAUGUAUAAGAUUACAUGUAUGGGAGGUGAGAAGGAUCAAAACUGCAGAAAUAUAAAUGUGCCUUCUAAUGUUGUUUCCAUGUACUCUGCUUUGUGGUAUCACUGCCCAGAGAGAGCGCACACAUUACAGCUUAUCCUGCAGUCACCUAGAUCUUACAGUAUGUACAGUAUAUCUUUUCUGUCACACAGGUAUUUCAUAUUCAUUCAUUGUUACAUUAUUUCCUGGUUAAAAUGAGGUCUGUUUUCUCUGAAUUUAUACAUUUUGGAUUUUAUUUUUUUAACAUUUGAUAGGUCAACCUAGCUGUAGACAUGUAUAAAAGAAUAACUUCCUCUUGUUUAUUUUUUGUGUUCGUUCCAUAGAACGCUUACUCGUAAUACUGCACACGUUUAUUGUUUUAAAGAUUAAUUUUAUCGUUUUGAUUGAGCAGCAAGGAAAAAAAUACUAGUGUUGGUUGUGUGUGCAACGUACAGCUUUUUGUCUUUGAUUAUCAUGUAUGCAAUUAAUACGCAGAGAAAACGCAGCUGAAAACCAGAAGUAAAUGCAAAAGUUUGGAAAGGAGACUUCUACAAUAUAAAAGGUUCUUACACUUAC
Pseudophryne corroboree (corroboree frog) is the source of this 2386-nucleotide messenger RNA. It is a transcript of the gene SEPTIN10, whose product is annotated as septin 10. The record is from RefSeq and is a predicted model, not a curated record. Gene Ontology annotation, molecular function: molecular adaptor activity; GTP binding; GTPase activity. The coding region runs from base 95 to 1477 and encodes 460 amino acids. The transcript is spliced from 11 exons. Gene Ontology annotation, biological process: cytoskeleton-dependent cytokinesis; intracellular protein localization. Gene Ontology annotation, cellular component: microtubule cytoskeleton; cell division site; septin ring. Lineage: Eukaryota; Metazoa; Chordata; Amphibia; Anura; Myobatrachidae.